AUGGCCGCGCCACCAUCAAGCCGCACGGAUUUCAGAAUCGCGAUCCUCUGUCCCCUCCCCCUCGAAGCAGAAGUCGUAAAACCACUCUUUAGUCGGAUAUACCAUGCCGUUGAAUUUCCCACGCUUUUGAAAGUACGUGGUGAUCCGAACUCAUACACACUUGGAAGGAUCGGGACGUACGAUGUGGCUCUGGUACACAUGCCCAGUGCGGGGAAAGCAGUCGCUUCUAGCGUAGUGGCUCAUAUGAAAAUGAGCUAUCCUCGAAUUCAGAUUGCUUUUCUGAUAGGAAUCUGUGGGGGUGUCCCAUUCAUCGAUAAGUCACUGGCCGCGCGAGGUAAUACCAACAUUUAUCUUGGUGAUGUGAUAAUCGGUACAGGGGUCGUUCAGUAUGACCGCCUACCCCUUGGUCCAUAUCGCAAAGAUGCACUGGAGGAGAACCUGGGAAGACCGAACCAAGAGAUACAUUCUUUUUUGUCGAAGAUAAAGACCCGUGUUGAUACCUUGAGCGAUCGGCAAUGCCGUUAUCUUGCGAUGAUUCAACGGCAUGUGCGAGCACAGUGCCCAGGCGCUCAGUAUGACAUUGUCUACAGUCGGACGUACAAUCAUCGAGAGGUUAAUUGCCAGUGCUCUCUGGGUGUGGAUGCUGACGAGACGGUGGUUGCUCGCCGGCGCAACUUCGAUGUAGUACCAUUUCUGCAUUUCGGAACGCUGGGCUCAGGGGAUAGUGUUAUCAUGUCUCACAAAUUCCGCGACGAUAUCGCAAAAAAACAAAAGGUCAUAGGGUUUGAAAUGGAAGCGGCAGGUGUAUGGGGCCAGUAUCCUUGUAUCCUGGUCAAAGGGGUUAGUGACUAUGCUGAUAGCCAUAAGAGCAAACGCUGGCAGUACUUCGCAGCGGCAAGUGCAGCAGCCUGCAUGCGAGCGCUUCUGGACGAGGCGCCGAUAUCCGUUAACCAGGAAUCGACACUUGGUUCCAUCUCACGGGACCACGUACAGGGUCUUUUUUCUAUUGAAAAAGCCCAGGAGGUCUUCAUUCGUAUGUUGGGCUUUGGCCGAACCACUUUCCGUCUGAACGAAGUACCAGAAGCCCACAAAGAGACGUAUUGUGUCGUCUUGUCGUUUUUCUUCUCCAUCAAAGGGGCUGAUUUGGAGAGGUCGGCUAUUGAGAUGUAUCGAUCCUUACUGCAUCAGCUCUUCAGCUCAAGAGCGAUUCCGCCAGACGCAAAAGAUCGAUUUUCUGAGAUUGCAUUUAAUGCUGUAAGAAUCCGUGAAACUUCGAACUGGUGUAUAAGGGACCUCAAAGGACUGCUGCUGUCUGUCAUUCAAUCACUAAGGAAUCAACGGGUACUGCUUAUCAUCGAUGCCCUCGACCAGUGUCGGCAGGACGAAAGAGGCGAUACGAUUCUGUUUCUGCAGCACCUGGUUGACUUUGCGAUGGCAUCCGGGGCCUACUUGAAGGUGUGCCUCUCUAGUAGGCAUUAUCCCAAUUUAAACAUUACAUACGGCAUCGAACUUGUGCUGGAAAAUCAGCCAGAACAUCAUUCUGAUAUCAGAAAAUAUGUUGAAUCGACAAUUACAGGGGUAAGAUCCAGAGCAGCAAAGGAAGUGCAAGACAAAAUAUGCGUUAGAGCAUCAGGAGUUUUCCUCUGGGUCCACCGCGUUGUCCCCUCAUUGAAUGAAGCUUUCAAGAUGGGCGAUAUGCGGAAGGUGCAGCAUCUUUAUGACGAAACGCCACAUGAUCUAGAAAGGAUUUUCACCGAUAUCCUCACCUCUGAUGAAGAGGACAUAGACGACCUCAUCUUAUGUUUGCAGCUUGUCCUUUUAUCAUCCCGCCCGCUAUCGAGGGAAGAGCUCUAUUUCGCAAUUUCGUUCGCCGAUUGCGGACUAGCCAGACGGGAUAUAGACCUGCAAACCGACACAGCCCUCGAUAGAUUCAUAGUCCAUGUGUCCAAGGGGCUGAUUGAGGUUGUGCAGUCCAGGGCACAGUUCAUUCACGAGUCGCUGAGAGAUUUUCUCCUACGAAGGAACAGCCUCAGUACACUGCGGGCCGAGCUGAGACAGAACAUUAUCGGGAGAUCUCACGAGAAAAUCGCCCGGGUGUGCUUGAACUAUAUAUAUGAAGUCAGUGAAAAUAGAGCAUACUCGGAUGUAGUGAGAGAGUUGGCCGACCUUCCGCGGCAUAUGCGGUCCGAAUUCAUCAGGAGACGUAUCCCAUUCCUUGGUUAUGCUUGCUCCGACUUUCUGUAUCAUUUUAAGGCAGCCCAGGCUGCAGGUGUCCUGGAAGCUCCUUUUCUGAACCUCUCAAAGAUCUUCCAGAGCUUGAGGUCUUCCAAAGCUUGGGUGUCCGAGCCAUAG
Aspergillus nidulans FGSC A4 is the source of this 2352-nucleotide messenger RNA. RefSeq lists its product as uncharacterized. The coding region runs from base 1 to 2352 and encodes 783 amino acids. The record is from RefSeq and is a predicted model, not a curated record. Gene Ontology annotation, biological process: nucleoside metabolic process. NCBI's taxonomy places the organism in Eukaryota, Fungi, Ascomycota, Eurotiomycetes, Eurotiales, Aspergillaceae. Gene Ontology annotation, molecular function: catalytic activity. The transcript has 3 exons.